AUGGCUCGACAUGGUCAUUACCGCCAUGACCGGAUAGACAGGAUCAUCAGGGCUAAGCACCUGCUGGAGGAAAGUGAAACCGAUCAUGGACCCGACAACAAGAUCGAUAUGCAUCUUGGUGUGGAUAUAAUUCAGAAUCCUGUCCUUCAUUCUUCCGAGAUCCUCUCGACAACUGAGAAUUGCGACCCAUUACAAAACAUCACUUGUCCCGAUGAUAUUCCAGAUACCACUGAGAUCUUGCUAUCAAAACGACAAGAGGCGGAGGCAGCCUCGAGCACUGUGGUCGAAACAGUCGUUCAGGUUGUAGAUACCAAUUCUCAGACCCUCUGGCAAUCUGCUGGAGUCUCUUUUCCGAUCACCAUCUCGAACACUGCAUUUGGUGCUCUCACAAUCACUGGUGGCUCCACAACCCCAACAGAGCCAUCGACGGCUACCUCGGCAUCCUCCACCUCUCAACCCACUUCUUCCACAGCUGGGGAGCUGUCAGUCCCAACAGCUCUUAGACAAAGUGCAGCUUUCUCGUCACAAAGAGUCUCUUCUGCAAUCAGCUCUGUGCCUUAUACGUCGACUCGCCUUGUUUCGUCUUCUAGCACCACUACCCCUUUAACGACAUCAACUGUGAGUUGGUGGGGAGGAGUCUAUACUGUUGCUUCAAGUUCAUCAACGACAGGUACUUAUUCAAGCGAGCCCUCUAUGUCGACAGUUUCUCAUGGUGGCGCCGAAGAAACUGGAUCUGGAACUCGUGAUGGAUCUGCACAGACUACUAGUCAAUCGCAGUCCUCAUCGGGAUCUGGAUCAUCGAUUGAUCCAAGAACGUCGAAGAUUGUUGGUGGAGUAGUAGGAAGUGUAGCUGGUCUUUCUCUGAUUAUCCUACUCCUCUUUUACUUGUUCCGUCGGCGCAAAAUGCUGCAAUCCAAGAAUGGGGGAGCCCUCCCCCUUCCGUCUGAUGACGCCGGGACACGAGAAGUCGCCGAACGACGCUCCAGCAAUGAUCCUCUAUUCACAGCUUCAUAUUUUGCACCUGCAUUUAUGAAACGUUGGAGGCAGUCAACCAUGACUACAAAGACUGAGAGUACUGUUUCAUCAAACGCGAGUGAACGUGGGUUCCAAAAGAUUUCAGGCCGCAAAAUCCCUCCUGUCCUCACCCAUGGCGGUGAUGGCUAUGGAGGUGGUCUGGACGGAGACUCUCCCACCCUUCCUGGAUUUUCUCCCAUAUCACCUGGCGGUGGCCCGCUUUCCUCCACCUCCUCUCAUGGGCCACCUCCAACUUCACCAUACGGCAUAGUCCUGGACACAACAUUUACUCGGGAGGCUGAGGAGCGUAACAACACCCCUUCACGACCUCCUCCUGUACAGCUACCUGUCUCCAGUUCGGUGAACUUUGGUACUCCAACUACCGUCAAUCCGUCUCACCCUAUCGCCCAACCCCAGAGUGCCAUUCCGGUAGCUCCGUUGCGACCCGACGGACUCGGCCGCAGCCUUCCAAGCUUUGAUGGGAGCCGUAGCAGUCGCUUCACGGAGAGUAUCGACCGGUGA
Molecule: messenger RNA, 1536 nt
Organism: Penicillium macrosclerotiorum
Lineage: Eukaryota; Fungi; Ascomycota; Eurotiomycetes; Eurotiales; Aspergillaceae
Exons: 1
Coding region: 1-1536 (511 amino acids)
Source: RefSeq, a predicted model, not a curated record